Messenger RNA from Monopterus albus (swamp eel), 1546 nucleotides. RefSeq names its product Rh family, C glycoprotein b (gene rhcgb). Gene Ontology annotation, molecular function: ammonium channel activity. The transcript is spliced from 11 exons. Gene Ontology annotation, biological process: ammonium homeostasis; ammonium transmembrane transport. NCBI's taxonomy places the organism in Eukaryota, Metazoa, Chordata, Actinopteri, Synbranchiformes, Synbranchidae. The record is from RefSeq and is a predicted model, not a curated record. Gene Ontology annotation, cellular component: plasma membrane.
AUGGGCUGUGUUCAAAGCUUCAGAAAAUGCUGUGACCGUCAAAAAAAUACUAAUGUUCGUAUACGUCUUCCAACAGUUUGCUUUAUAUGGCAGAUAGCCAUGAUCAUCUUGUUUGGGAUUUUUAUUCGAUACGACUUUGAAGCAAGUCCAUACUGGUUGAAGUACAAGAAAGAUAACAACAUAACAAGUGAUAUUGAGAAUGACUACUACUUCAGAUAUCCAAGUUUCCAGGAUGUUCAUGUGAUGAUCUUUGUUGGAUUUGGCUUCCUGAUGACAUUUCUUAAGCGGUACAGCUUCGGUGCAGUGGGUUUCAACUUCCUCAUCGCAGCCUUCGGCCUCCAGUGGGCGCUGCUCAUGCAGGGCUGGUUCCACUCCCUGGACUAUUCUGACGGAACGAUCAAAAUUGGAAUUGAAAACCUGAUCAAUGCAGACUUCUGUGUGGCGGGCUGCUUAAUUGCCUACGGGGCAGUGUUGGGCAAAGUCAGUCCAGUUCAGCUGAUGGUUCUGACUCUGUUUGGGAUCACACUGUAUGCUGUGGAGGAGUAUAUUAUCCUGGAGCUCAUACAUGCUCGAGAUGCUGGAGGCUCCAUGGUGAUCCACACAUUCGGAGCUUAUUACGGUCUUGCCAUCUCGUGGAUGCUUUAUCGACCAAACCUGGACCAGAGCAGUCGUCUGCAGGGCUCCGUCUAUCACUCAGAUGUAUUUGCUAUGAUUGGAACCCUCUUCCUCUGGAUGUUCUGGCCCAGUUUCAACUCAGCCAUCUCAAAUCACGGGGACGCACAGCACAGAGCAGCCAUCAACACCUACCUGUCUUUGGCUUCAACUGUGGUCACGUCCGUGGCCAUCUCCAGCCUUUUCCAGAAGCAUGGAAAACUAGACAUGGUUCACAUCCAGAAUUCCACUCUUGCUGGAGGUGUUGCAGUGGGAACGGCAGCAGAGUUCAUGCUGAUGCCCUACGGCUCUCUGAUCGUAGGAUUCUGUUGUGGCGUCAUCUCCACUCUGGGAUAUAUCUUCCUCUCGCCAUUCAUGGAGAAGCACCUGAAGAUCCAAGACACUUGUGGAAUCCAUAACCUUCAUGCCAUGCCAGGACUCAUAGGAGGCAUUGUGGGAGCCAUUACUGCUGCAUGUGCAACAGACUCAGUUUAUGGCAAACAAGGGUGAUCAUAUUUAAUUAUUAACAUGUUUGACUUUAAUGGUGACUUCCACAACAUGACACCUGCAAGGCAGGGUGGUCACCAGGCUGCAGGCAUGUGUGUGGCUCUCUGCUUCGGUGUAGUUGGAGGCAUCAUUGUUGGUUGUAUUUUAAGAUUACCUAUCUGGGGAGAUCCUGCAGACGACAACUGCUUUGAUGAUGAGGUCUACUGGGAGGUUCCUGAAGAUGAAGAGAGCAUCCCAUCAGUCCUGCACUACAAUAACCACGUGCAGAACAAAGACAUUGUAGAGUCAAAUCUCAGCAUGGAGCAGCACUGUCGCUAGGCCUCGAUCCUGCUGGAGGUUGGUCUUUAUCCCACACAGUCCACUUGUAGCUUUUAUUCUCUUGCUGAGG